CACUCUGUCUGUCACUCGUAUUGAACUUUAUUUUUAUCACUUCAAUUUUCGUACAAUUCCUUCGUCAGCUGCGAGGAUAACUCGCAUCGCGUAAAUUGAAUUCCCCUGUACGUGCAGGGGACAAACUCAGCUGCAGUUGUAUUCGGUCGCUCCGGCACCAUGGUGGUGACGAAAGAUACGUUCCUGCCGACGGAGGAAGAACUUACGGUACCGGAGAUCAACCUAUCCGGACCAGCGCUCCGUGCCGGCGCCUUCCAUCUGGGCAAGUACUGUGAGGCGCAAAACAAUGAGUUUAUGUUAUGCCGCCAGGAGCUGGACGAUCCGCGGGCCUGCGUGAACGAGGGCAAAGCGGUCACUAACUGUGCGUUCGAGUUCUUCCGGAAGCUAAAGAAGACCUGUGCCCAGGAGUUUACGCAGUAUGCUAACUGUCUCGACAAAAGCAGUGGCGAUUUGAAUUUCAAGCACUGCCGCAAAACGCAGGGCGUAUACGACAAGUGCGUCCUGGACAACAUGGAUCUGGAGCGUCCCGAUUAUGGAUAUUUCUGCCGCGCCAAGGUUCACGCCACGGAACGUCCGCCGCCACCGAAGAAAGAAAAGGCAGUGUACCCGGACGCAACGCCGGGACUGCCGGAGGAUUAUCCACGGCCCGAGGCCAAAUACGGUUCCCGUUUCCACUGGCUCAACUAGGGGUGGGGUGGGAGCGCGUGGAAGAAGGGGUUCUACACGGUACGGUUUAGCUGAAAUGGUUCUAGGCAAAGCGGCGACGAGAGCUCGCUGAACGUUGUUUGAGUGUAGAUAAGGAACGAGAGAGAGAGAGAGAGAGAGAGAGAGAGGGAGAAGCUCCAGCCCGCACGCAUGAGGGUGUAGAAAACAGCACACUCAACACCAUAAUCGACCAUCGGAUGAAUCGUUUCUUUAGCUACAGUAAAAAUCAUUGCUUAAAACAAC
Molecule: messenger RNA, 948 nt
Organism: Anopheles arabiensis
Lineage: Eukaryota; Metazoa; Arthropoda; Insecta; Diptera; Culicidae
Gene: ND-19
Product: NADH dehydrogenase [ubiquinone] 1 alpha subcomplex subunit 8
Exons: 4
Coding region: 160-687 (175 amino acids)
Biological process (GO): mitochondrial electron transport, NADH to ubiquinone
Source: RefSeq, a predicted model, not a curated record